AUUAUUUAUUAACUUAUUACUAUUAUUUUCCUUUUUUUUUUCCAAAAAAAUUUUGUUUAGAUUUUCCAUCUGAGCUCCGAGCUUCAGCCCUUGCCCAUUGGGUACGCUAUAGGAUCUUAAGAUCACGUGCUCUUUCAUCCUGAUUCGUGACGAAGCUUUAGCUCCGGCAGGGAUCAGGUUUGGCGCGGCACUGAUUGGAAGGUCUUGAUUCAUGUGAAUUGCUUUCCGUUACUGCAAUGUCUGGCCCGCUGGAUCGUUUCGCCAGACCUUGCUUCGAGGGAUUCUCUGGAAGUGAUGAAAGACGGGAUAGGAGAUCUGAUUUUGAGAACUCUGAGGACGAAAGACGGACAAGAAUUGGUUCUCUCAAAAAGAAAGCAAUUAAUGCAUCUACCAAAUUCAAGCAUACUCUCAAGAAAAAGAGUGGGAAGAGAAAAAGUGAUGGCCGGGUUAGUUCGGUUUCUAUUGAGGAUGUUCGGGAUGUUGAGGAGCUAAAGGCUGUUGAGGCCUUCAGACAAUCACUGAUUAUGGAUGAGUUGCUCCCAGAAAAACAUGAUGAUUACCAUAUGAUGUUGAGGUUCCUAAAAGCAAGGAAAUUUGAUGUUGAAAAAGCAAAGCACAUGUGGGCUGAUAUGCUCAAAUGGAGGAAAGAUUUUGGUGCUGACACUAUCUUGGAGGAUUUUGAGUACAAGGAGUUGAAUGAUGUUCUGGAUUAUUACCCUCAUGGUCAUCAUGGUGUUGAUAAGGAGGGAAGGCCGGUUUAUAUUGAAAGACUUGGAAGGGUUGAUCCAAACAAACUUAUGCAAGUGACAACUUUGGAGAGAUAUGUAAAGUACCAUGUACAAGAGUUUGAGAAAAUUUUUGCAAUUAAGUUUCCUGCCUGCGCCAUUGCUGCCAAGAGGCACAUAGAUUCUAGCACCACAAUCUUGGAUGUUCAAGGCGUGGGUCUGAAGAACUUUACAAAGUCUGCCCGGGAACUCAUUAUGCGAUUGCAAAAGAUUGAUGGAGACAAUUACCCUGAGACUCUCUGCCAAAUGUUUAUUAUAAAUGCUGGCCCUGGAUUCAGGCUACUGUGGAACACAGUCAAAACUUUUAUUGAUCCCAAAACGACUUCUAAGAUUCAUGUUCUUGGAAACAAGUACCAGGGCAAAUUGCUUGAUAUAAUUGUUGCCAGUGAGUUGCCAGAGUUUCUUGGAGGCACCUGCACAUGUGCAGAUCUGGGAGGUUGCCUUAGAUCUGACAAAGGGCCUUGGAAGAAUCCUGAAAUAUUGAAGAUGGUUCUCAAGGGUGGAGCACGGCGGGCUAGGCAGGUGGUAAAAGUUCUAAACAGUGAAGGGAAGGUUAUUGCAUUUGCAAAACCUAGAUAUCCAAUGGUUGAACAGGUAAAAGGCAGUGAUACAUCUGCCGAAUCAGGGUCUGAAGCAGAAGAUAUUGCUUCUCCUGAUGCAAUGAAGAGUUACUCACAUCUUAGGUUGACCCCUGUUCGUGAGGAAGCUAAGGUAGUUGCAGAGACAAGCUAUGCUGGUAGCUUAUCAGCAUAUGAUGAGUAUGUUCCAAUGGUGGACAAAUCUGUUGAUGCUAGCUGGAAGAAGCAACCAUCUCCACAGAUGUCUUGUACUUCUGAAGGGCUGCCCCCCCUUGCUGACAUUCAGACCACUCCAGAUGGGAUUCGAACACGAAUUUGGGUCGCCUUGACUCUUUUCUUCUUGACCCUUCUCACUUUCUUCCAAUCAGUUGCACGUCGUGUGGCCAACAAACUUCCUACAAUAUUAGCCAACGAUGGUCAGAGUACUUCUGAACCAACGCUUGAUGCAACAAACAGGGACUGUCAUCUUUCUUCACCGCCUUCAGCAGCACAUACAGAAGAAGCAGACCAACUUUCCUUCAUGCUAAAGAAGUUGGGUGAGCUUGAAGAGAAGGUUGACACCCUUCAAUCUAAGCCAUCUGAGAUGCCUAAUGAGAAAGAGGAAUUGUUGAAUGCUGCUGUCUGUCGCGUGGAUGCUUUAGAAGCAGAGUUGAUUGCUACAAAAAAGGCUCUCCAUGAAGCCUUAAUAAAGCAAGAAGAACUGCUUGCCUGCAUCGAUCGUCAAGCAGCAGCAAAGUCACGGAAAAAGAAGUUUUGCUGGUGAAUGUUGCUGCUACGAGAGAGACUACCCGGAGGAGGAUUUGUUUCUAAAGUCACGGUGUUUAUAAUGCUGAUGAAAAUGUGAUUUUUUUGGAGUUACUUAAACGCUACUUGUGACUUACCCGCUGUCCUAAGAUGCCGUUUGAUAUAUGUUCAACUUUUUUUGGAUCUUUCAAAAUUCGUUUAUAAGACAUUUGGGCUCGAUAUAUGUAAAAGGAUAAUUUUUCAAAUUAUUAUUUAGGAUAUAUAACAUAAAUUUCAAUUGUUUCUGAUGUUA
This is a messenger RNA of Neltuma alba, 2399 nucleotides long. RefSeq names its product phosphatidylinositol/phosphatidylcholine transfer protein SFH6-like. The record is from RefSeq and is a predicted model, not a curated record. The transcript has 15 exons. Lineage: Eukaryota; Viridiplantae; Streptophyta; Magnoliopsida; Fabales; Fabaceae. The coding region runs from base 237 to 2126 and encodes 629 amino acids.